ACCAUGGGAUUUCUCGUGCCUAAGGGAAACCUCUUCCUCCUGCUGUGUGCCAGCAUUUUCCCCGCCUUUGGCCACGUGGAGACCCGAGCCCACGCAGAGGAGCGGCUCCUGAAGAAACUCUUCUCUGGUUAUAACAAAUGGUCCCGUCCCGUGGCCAACAUCUCGGACGUGGUCCUGGUGCGCUUCGGCCUGUCCAUCGCCCAGCUCAUCGAUGUCGAUGAGAAAAAUCAAAUGAUGACCACAAAUGUGUGGGUGAAACAGGAGUGGCACGACUACAAACUGCGCUGGGACCCCCAGGAAUACGAAAAUGUCACAUCCAUCCGAAUCCCCUCGGAGCUCAUCUGGAGGCCAGACAUUGUCCUUUAUAACAAUGCUGAUGGUGACUUUGCAGUCACUCACCUGACCAAGGCUCACCUCUUCUAUGAUGGAAGAAUUAAAUGGAUGCCCCCUGCUAUCUAUAAAAGCUCCUGCAGCAUCGAUGUCACCUUCUUCCCCUUUGACCAGCAAAACUGCACAAUGAAGUUUGGCUCCUGGACCUACGACAAAGCCAAGAUAGACUUGGUGAGCAUGCACAGCCAUGUGGACCAGCUGGACUACUGGGAGAGCGGGGAGUGGGUCAUCAUCAACGCUGUGGGCAAUUACAACAGCAAGAAAUAUGAGUGCUGCACAGAGAUCUACCCCGACAUAACUUAUUCCUUCAUUAUCCGGAGGCUGCCGCUGUUCUAUACCAUCAACCUGAUCAUCCCCUGCCUGCUGAUCUCCUGCCUGACCGUCCUGGUCUUCUACCUGCCCUCUGAGUGUGGAGAGAAGAUAACCCUGUGCAUCUCCGUGCUGCUGUCGCUCACUGUGUUCCUGCUGCUCAUCACAGAGAUCAUCCCAUCCACCUCCUUGGUCAUCCCUCUGAUUGGGGAGUACCUCCUCUUCACCAUGAUAUUCGUUACCUUGUCUAUCAUCAUCACUGUCUUCGUGCUCAACGUGCACCACCGCUCCCCCCGCACCCACACGAUGCCAGACUGGGUGAGGAGGGUCUUCCUGGAUGUAGUCCCACGGAUCCUUUUCAUGAAACGUCCCUCCACAGUGAAGGACAAUUGCAAGAAGCUCAUUGAGUCCAUGCACAAAAUAACCAAUGCACCGAGGCUUUGGUCUGAGAUGGAUGUGGAACCCAACUUCACUACCUCAUCCUCCCCCAGCCCCCAGAGCAAUGAGCCAACACCCACCUCCUCCUUCUGUGCCCACCUCGAGGAGCCAGCCAAACCCCAGCCCAUCUGCAAAUCCCCCUCAGGGCAGUACUCUGUGCUGCACCCAGAGCCCGUACAGGUGACCUGCUCCUCUCCACAGCCCUCCUGCCACCUCCUGAGAGACACCCAGGCCACCUCUGCCUUGAAAGGCAGGUCGCUGAGUGUCCAGCAGAUGUACAGCCCCAACAAGGCAGAGGAGGGGACAAUCCGCUGCAGGUCCCGGAGCAUCCAGUACUGCUACCUGCAAGAGGACUCUUCCCAGACCAACGGCCACUCCAGUGGCUCUCCAGCAUCCCAGCGGUGCCACCUCAAUGGGGAGCAGCCCCGGCACAAGCCCCCCCAGUGCAAGUGCAAGUGCAAAAAGGGCGAGGCGGCCGGAACAGCAGCCCAGGGGAGUAAGAGCCACUGCGCCAAAGAGCAGCACCUCGUGCUGAUGUCCCCAGCCCUGAAGCUGGCAGUGGAAGGGGUUCACUACAUCGCAGACCACCUGCGGGCAGAGGAUGUGGAUUUCUCAGUGAAGGAAGACUGGAAGUACGUUGCAAUGGUCAUUGACAGGAUCUUCCUCUGGAUGUUCAUUAUUGUGUGUUUGCUGGGAACUGUUGGGCUCUUUCUCCCACCAUGGCUGGCAGGAAUGAUCUAAAUAUAGCACCAAAGGGAAGAAA
Pseudopodoces humilis (Tibetan ground-tit) is the source of this 1900-nucleotide messenger RNA. RefSeq names its product cholinergic receptor nicotinic alpha 4 subunit (gene CHRNA4). Gene Ontology annotation, cellular component: postsynaptic membrane. Gene Ontology annotation, biological process: monoatomic ion transmembrane transport. Gene Ontology annotation, molecular function: transmembrane signaling receptor activity; acetylcholine-gated monoatomic cation-selective channel activity. The record is from RefSeq and is a predicted model, not a curated record. Lineage: Eukaryota; Metazoa; Chordata; Aves; Passeriformes; Paridae.